UGGAUUCUCGUUGAAUUUCGGGAGAUCUUUUGCUGUUUUUUGGGAUCAUCUUCGAUCAUGGCGAGCUGGGCGAAUCGUCCGCCCUUCGAUAAUAACGGUGGUCCAUCGACGACACGCAAGAAAUGGAAAAUUGAAGAUAAGAAGUCACUACACAACCUAAAGUAUCACUUCGCGGAGGAUGGCUGUUCGGAUGUGCAGUACACGCUGGCGAAGCAGCUGCUCGAGGAAAAUUCAGAAACGGAUCCGGCACAUAACCACGCACAGGGCAUCCACUGGUUGGUACGUGCGGCACAGCAAGGUCACGAGCCAUCGGUUGAGCUGCUGCGUGAAUGCUACGAAAGUGGUCGCGGUAUUAACGAAGCGAAUGAAGGCGAUGUCCGGACCAUACUGGAGAUGAGCCCCGGUGAACGGGCGGCUCGCCGUGCGGCACAGGAAUUGUUUGCGAGCCUGUCGAACGGCGAAAAGUACGUUACUGCCGCUCAGCUGGCAAAGCGAAUGCGUGAGAUCUACCAGCUUGAUCGGCGUCGCAGACGCACCCAACCGGAUGGUGCAGAAUCUGAUGGCAGCGUAGAGCACAGCUCCCGCGGUAGUCCGGAGCGAGAAGAUGGUUACUUCCCCGGUAACGGUGGUGGCGAUGGUAUUGGAGUAAGUGGACACAGAAUGCAUCGUGGCCCGGCGCACGUGAAUCACAUUUCCGAGGAUCACCUGGUCGAUGCGGCCGUCAACUACUCGAAUGGCCAUCUGCCAACAGUGAGCAAUGCGUUGAUGCUUUCGGUGCCGGAUCCACGCAGCUUGAACCACGUUCCAUGCUUUCAUCGACCGUUCUUUCAUCCAGCCAUGUUCUUCCAACUGCUAUAUCAUCGGUUCCUAUCGAUCAUGGUAUCGUUUCCCGGAAGGGCCGGUACGUGGCUACAGAUAGGCGUCCUGCUGGUAGCCUACUGGUAUUGUGCGAGUGACGACUUCCUGUCGCUUGUCCCCGUUGCCGGUUACUACCUGAGCCUUGCGGUCAUGGUCCUGUGCAGCUUCCGGAUGUUGAAAUCAAAGCACGAGUUCAUCGAUUUUCGCAUGUGGUCUGGACUGUUCCUACGAUACGGUGAUGAGCAUCUCAACACGAACGACUCGGAGAACCAGUUCCUGCGCAACAAUCUGAAACCGUAUCUGUACUUCUUUCUGGCAUUUUUCGCCAACGUAACGCUACAGCCCAUUAUCAACGACCAGUGGUUGCCAUUCUCCGAGAUUACCGUACUCGCAUUUGCCCUUACCUUUAUCACAAUGUUUGCCUUUAGCUAUACCUCGCAUGAUCCCUUCCCGGACUAUCUAAUUCUGUUUUCGUUCGGGCUGAACGUGCUUGCCAAGUACCCUUACGAACUGGACGAUGUCGUUACGACGGGUUGGCGCUUUCUAGAUCUCAAAGUGCCCGGCUUUUCGACUUUCGUCAUCGGUAACGGGAUCGAAUUUUGUUUGAAUUGUCGCGCCAUGCUCUACCUACUGAUACCGGGUUUCUUCUUGUACAUUGCCAAGCGUAAUGGUUGGCGGGGUACGUAUCAGUACCUAGUGCCACAUUGCGUUACCCUUUCCUGGCUGCAGCUGUGUCUAAUCAGCUCACAGUCGGCAACGAUGUUCGGACUGCUGCGAGGAGCACUCGGUCUGUCGGGUUUGCUGCUCUUUCUACCACUAUUCGGAAUUGUAACGCUACUGAUACCAGUAUUUGCCGUCAUCGAUUGGCUCUCGCUAACCGACUCCACCGUACGGCUGUGGACUUCCGUAACGGCCGCUAUUACAGCUGUUGCAAUUUCUGGAUACAUGGCAAGCUCACGGCGCACAGAAAAGUAUGUAACAGUUCUACAGAUUACGAUCUGCGUAAUCGGAACCAUUUUCCUUACGCUGCCCCACAUGAUGUCCAACUUUGAGACGAUUGGCAGCGGUGUUGAUGGGAGCAAUUUGUACGAAACAACAACCCCUGGUGCUGGUGGAGUGGACGGUGAUGGUGGCGAUGGUCCAAUAACCAACAAACCACUCCCAGCGAGCCUGGGUUGGGAUUUGUAUUACAAAUUCUGUCAUCAGCCAGCCUGGGAAAGCGAGAACAAGAUACGAACGCAGCUGCGCUGCAGUAAUCUCGACGGGACGGUGGUACGCUGGGAAGGCACAGUCGUUGAUAUGGCCAUCACAAGUCGUAAAAACAUACGCUCCGAGCUGAUCGAAGGAUAUCUGCCGAAAUUUCUGGCCGAUCGCAUCAACUGCUUUUACGGCGAACCCAUCGAGCCGGACUGUGGCAAUCUGAACGGAUCGUCCGAUGGUGACUGUGAGAACCUGCGCCAUUUCAUGCAACGUCAGCGUACUUGUCAUCUGAAUAAGUGGAACACAUAUGAGUAUGAGCUAAAGGUACGGAUGGCGACCUCCGGACUGCUCUCGAAACCGGCCGAAAUCGUCCUGCGAGCUCAGCAUGCCUUCGGUAACUUUACUCAAAGCCUGAACCAUUCCGAUCGCAUCUGGUUCAUCGGAGUACUGCGAGGGUCCACACAAUCAUCAGCAACGAUUGGCGCUGCAAGCAUGGCGUCCGGUGCCGGAACCGAGCAACAGUGGGGUACAGGUGGCCAAAGUUUUGGCGUUCACGGUAUGCGCUUGGGACGCAAAAACCCACUGAUCGAGCUGCAAUCGGUUGGCUGUAUCCAGUGUCGCAAUCCCGCACUGACCUCAGUCCAUACGGGCGAGCGGAUGAAGAUUAAUGGGCGCAUGCGGGAUCUGCUCCGGGGAUUGAAGUAUCUGCUCAAUGUGCUCUUCAAUCCGGUGGUUAUCUUCAAGUAGUAAAGUGUGCUGUACUUUUGUCCAUUGGUGCGCGCUACUUGCACUGACACUCGCACUUAUGAAUAAUAUUGAAACUCCGUAAUCGAUGCUGGUCAAUACAAACCGUUUCUCUUCGUUCGCUAGUCUACCUAUUUCGUGUGACCACGUGCUAACGCACACGUGUAUAUUUGUGGCUAUCCACUGUUGCGUCUCGCCGGUAUUAUUUGACUAUUGAGUUUUCCUGCGUGAUAGUAGCCUGGCGUUGGUCCACUGUAUGGUUAAAUAAGGAUGGUUAUGUACGGAGUUCUCGAAGCAAAUUUUAGUUUUAGAUUUAAUUUUGGCACCUUUUGCGUUGAGUUAACACUACUUACUAAGUUAUGAACAAUGAAAAUAAAGUAUAUGUAACAUG
Molecule: messenger RNA, 3193 nt
Organism: Anopheles darlingi
Lineage: Eukaryota; Metazoa; Arthropoda; Insecta; Diptera; Culicidae
Gene: wfs1
Product: wolframin
Exons: 3
Coding region: 58-2805 (915 amino acids)
Biological process (GO): endoplasmic reticulum unfolded protein response; calcium ion homeostasis
Cellular component (GO): endoplasmic reticulum membrane
Molecular function (GO): protein binding
Source: RefSeq, a predicted model, not a curated record